Closterium sp. Naga37s-1 is the source of this 1359-nucleotide messenger RNA. The record is from the annotation of a GenBank genome assembly. Lineage: Eukaryota; Viridiplantae; Streptophyta; Zygnematophyceae; Desmidiales; Closteriaceae.
AUGGUGAUUGCUGGAGCGCCCGAGUGUUCGCCAGUGUGCGCUGCCGUUGCGUCAACUGUGCCCGAAAGACCCCCGUCUGAGCGCGGAACGGAGACCACGGCGACGAAACCCCCGCUGCCGCCUGCUCCGAUGACCGCGAAAGCAGAUGCUGAAAUCCUUCAUCUCCCCGAACCCGGGCUUCAAGUGGUCGUGGCGCCUCCGUCUGCUCAGGCCGACCAGCAGGCUCGUGCGCCGUCGGUGUCACCUCCCGCUGCUCCCGCUGCUCUACCUGCUGUGACGGCCGAUGUUCCGGAUUCGGCUGCGGGCCCUCCCGCUGCCGCACCGUCCGCUCCGCCUGCUGGCGUUGCGCUGGCGGUUGUCGCGGACGCGGUGACGCCGAAGCCGGCGGUGUGUUAUCUGAUCCGCAGCGUCGCCCGCAAUCUCCUGCCCGCCGACCCUCUCGUCCGCACUCGCCCUCCCCACGCAAUGAGAGAGAGACAAUUCGGCGCCGGCGGGAUUCUCCUCGGCGCCGCCAACCGCAGGCGGGGUGGCCUGCGCAUCGCGGGGGGCGUGGUGGUUGGAGGGGGGGGUCGCGGUUACGGGGGUGGCUGGAGAGGCGAUGAUGCGCCAGCGUCGAUUGCAGACGUGCGGCAUAUCGUGACCGCGGCGAUUCGCGACGGUCGUACUGGCUCAGCGAGUCAGAGCAGUUCGCUGCGAGCGACACCGUCGCCCGCGGAUCCCCAUCGUGGUGUUCCUCCUGUGGUUGCCCCUGUGGCAGCUGAACUUCUUCCUGCUACGCCGGGUGCCCCGACCUCUGCUUCUCCUGGAAAUGCUGCAAGCGCUCGCCUCCGGCUUCCCCGGGUUCCGCCCGUGGCGGGAAUGGAAUUUGUAAGCACGGGAGGAGGAGUGGUGAGGGCGCAGUAUCCUCCCCUUGUUGCUGUAGACCCUGAUCCCUCUGCUGUGGAUGAGGCGCUCCCGUAUCUGGCGGAGGGACUCCUUCCCCCGUAUGUCCAUGUUCCAGAGGCAACGCUUGGGCAGCUAUGGUGGUUGUCGGAGAGUCUUCGCGUGAUCCUGUUGGUGCAGGUGCUGGCUCAUGCGUCUCUUCCCUCCCUUCCCGCAGAGUCUUUGCAGGAUGGGCCUCGUGAUGAUUGCCUGGACGCGGCUGACCAGCUCGCCCUCCUCCUGGCACCCGUGCUGGCCGCGCCCGCGCAGGGAGGGGUUGGGGCUGUGUCGCAACUGGAUGCUGCGGUCCGUGGCCUGAGGAGGUACUUGCGCGCUGGCUCUGGAGCCUCAGCGAUCAGCACAAGUACACUGGUGGUCCGUGAGGUGUGGCGGACGAUGCAGGGAAUUCUCCAUGCCCUGCAGGCGGAUCGGAUGUAG